Messenger RNA from Rhagoletis zephyria (snowberry fruit fly), 1583 nucleotides. Its product is annotated as putative nuclease HARBI1. The record is from RefSeq and is a predicted model, not a curated record. NCBI's taxonomy places the organism in Eukaryota, Metazoa, Arthropoda, Insecta, Diptera, Tephritidae.
ACAGCUGUUCAUUUGGUGUCAAAUGCGUUUUCAUUACAUUUAAAAAACUGACCAAAUGUCGAUACCGCAGUGCAUGUCAAAUACUAUCGUCAAAUUUCGGGGUCAGAUGAUUGACAUUCCGUUUUCAUUAAAGGUGCCAAAUCCGAAGAUGACAUUUGAUCAGCUGAUAAGAGGAAAAUUAAUGAAGUGUGAAAUACGAAAUUAAUAAACAUAUUAAAAGAAAAGGCAAAUUACACAUAAAUAAUGAAUAGGAAAAAGACCAUCGCAAUAGCUUGUGCGGCACUUUGCUUGGUAACUACCUUAAAAGCUUGGAAAGAGAAAAGGAGGCAACUGAGGAAGGUAAAGAAGUGGUGGAUCAGACCAGGUCUGAGAAAUAGAGACCGCUGUGGGUUUUAUACUACGCUGCGUUCCAAGCUAGAAAUUCAGGACCCAAAGUGGCUGAAAAAUUUCCUCAGAAUGAAGGUAGAAGAUUUUGACUAUCUUGUGGAGCGCCUCACGCCAUACAUCUGCAAAAAAACAACGAGUUUUAGAAAGCCAAUAUCUGUCGGAGAAAGACUAGCAGUGACUUUGCGUUACUUGGCAACCGGGGAUAGUUUUUCCAGCUUGAUGACAGUUUUUCUAUUGGGGAAAACAACCAUUUGCCACAUUAUACACGAAACUUGCGCUGCACUUUAUGCGAUCUUAAAAGACGAGUUCCUAAAGAUUCCGAGCACUACGGAAGAAUGGGUAACAGUCGCUGACCGUUUUGAGCAAAGGUGGAAUUUCCCCAAUUGCUGCGGAGCACUUGACGGAAAGCACAUAGCCAUUCAAGCGCCUGCACACUGUGGAUCAGAAUAUUUUAAUUAUAAGAAGUUUAACAGUAUUGUCCUGAUGGCUAUGGUAGAUGCUGACUACAAAUUUUUGUUUGUGGAAGUCGGAGCGUAUGGUCGAGAAUCUGAUGGCGGAGUUUUCGCAAGAUGCCCACUUUCGGCAGCUCUUGCUGAUAAUAGCAUUAAUUUUCCGACUCCGAGGCCACUUCCACAUGAAGCGGACCCUAUGCCAUUUGUAAUAGUGGCUGAUGACGCUUUUCCUUUGAAAACUUACUUGCUGAAACCAUUCAGUUAUCGCGAGCAAGUUAUGUCAUAUAAAAUAUUCAAUUACAGGCUAUCACGAGCAAGAAAUGUAGUAGAAAAUGUGUUCGGCAUAUGUGCAUCGCGUUUCCGAAUUCUCAGAAGGCCAAUGGACGUAAAACCGGAUUAUGCAAAAGCUAUUGUCCUCGCGAUUUGUGUCCUGCAUAAUUAUCUCUUAACACGCAAAUCAGUAUACAUGCGGAGAUCUGACGUCGACGAUGAUACAAAUGGCGUUGCUGUGCGAGGUAAUUGGCGAACGGAGUUGGGGGAAAACGGAAUGCUUCCAUCAAUUAGCCCCAGCAGCAUUUUAGGUAGGCCAGCAGACAACGCAAUAAAUGUGCGUGAAAAUUUUAUGGAGUACUUCUUAACACCCCACGGUGAAGUUGGAUGGCAAUACAAUAGGACGAUACUGCAUAACUCAUUUUUGUAGUUUACCCACUUAGAAUAACAAACAAAUCACAUGAUAUCUAAAAA